UGUGCGAUCCGGGGGCGGCCCGGGAGCCAAGGGGAGGAGAACGGGUGGGGCCAGCCACUCUCGCCGGCCCCGAGCGAGAAGCUCUGUCAUUGUAAGCAGAGACUCCAGACGCAUGUCGCCUCUCCUGCCCCGUCCAAAGGAUCACCGCUGUGACCCGGUGGCCGGCUCCUGGGAGAGGCCUUCCUUCCCCGCAUCUCCCGUGCCCUGCCCACGGAUCCCCUCCCCGACCCCAAGAGGCUCACACAGUCUCACGUUGUGGCUGAUACCCCUUAAUAAGCCGUGUUCUAAGGAAUCGGGGUAUUAGCACGCCCGUGCCAGUGGGUUCAGUUCUGGGUCGCACACCUGACGGUUUACGGGCCUUACGGAAAGAGACAAGCGUUAUGAAGAAACUGGGGACAUAAACCUGGAGAAAAAAACAAUUUUUGCAGCUCUUCAAAGGCUUUUGGACUCUGCCUGAAUUACACACCACCAGCCUUCCUGGGUCUCCAGUUUGCAGAGCGCAGAAUGUGGGACUUCGCACCUCCCUCCGUACGUAGGUCAAACCCUUAUAAUAAGCCUCUUCCGACAUACAGGCACACCUCUCUGCACGGCGCUCCACAGAUCCUGCAUUUUCACCAGCAUUGAAGCCAAGCCCUCCGCUAGCAAAUGAUUGUGACUUAAUGAAGGCCCAGUAGGUAUGAGUGAUUUCAGUGAAGACUUGCGAAGGCGCGGGACAGAGGAUGACCCAGGGGAACGGAGUGUGCGCUCUGGUUCGGGAAUGCGCUUUCCUUGGCUGCAAAAGCUUCUGGAGAGUGUGGCGACUGGAGGGAAAAAGGAGAAGGAUUUUGCUCAGACAACAAGUGCCUGUUUAAGUUUCAUCCAAGAAGCUCUGCUGAAGCACCAGUGGCAGCAGGCGGCAGAAUACAUGCACAGCUAUUUCCAGAUCUUGGAGGACUCGGACAGCGACAAAAGGCAGGGCUCGCCUGAGAUUAUUUGGAAACUCGGAAGUGAAAUUCUCUAUUACCAUCCCAAAAGCAGCGUGGAGACUUUUAAUGCCUUUGCUGACAGGAUGAAAAACAUCGGCGUCAUGAAUUACUUAAAGAUCUCCCUACAACAUGCGCUAUACCUCGUGCAUCAUGGGAUGCUUGAUGAUGCCAACCGAAACCUCAGCCAGGCGGAGACGUGGAGGUAUGGCGACAAGUCCUCCUCCCAGGAGGUGUUAAUCAACCUGAUUCAGGCCUACAAAGGGCUUUUGCGGUAUUAUACUUGGUCUAAAAAGAAGACGGAGCUGUCCAAGCUUGAUGAAGAUGACUACGCUUAUAACGCAGCAUCUCAGAACAUGCUUAACCACAGCUGGAAGACCUCUAUAAACUUUUGUUCAUUGAUUCAGAUUCCUGGAGUUUGGGACCCAUUUGUGAAGAGUUACGUAGAUAUGCUGGAAUUCUACGGGGACCGAGAAGGCGCCCGCGAGGUGCUCACUAAUUAUGCCUACGACGAAAAGUUCCCUGCAAACCCGAACGCGCAUGUCUACUUGUACGACUUUCUGAAGAGAGAGAAGGCUCCGAGAGAGAAACUGAUAAGUGUGCUUAAGAUUUUGUAUCAGAUCGUACCAUCUCAUAAAUUGAUGUUAGAAUUCCAUCGCUUACUGAGAAAAUCAGAGAAAGAAGAGCACCGUCAGCUGGGGCUGGAGGUGCUGUUCGGCGUCUUAGAUUUUGCUGGCUGCACCAAAAAUAGAACUGCUUGGCAAUAUUUGGCAAAGUAUCUCAGACAGACCCUAAUGGGGAACCGCCUGGCCUGGGUUCACGAGCAGUGGGCUUCCAGGAAGAACUGGUGGCCGGGCUUUCACUUCAGCUCCUUCUGGGCGAAAGGUGACUGGACGGAGGACAAAGCGUUGGCUUACGAGAAGGCCUUCGUGGCAGGGCUGCUGCUGGGGAAAGGUUGUAGAUAUUUUCGGUAUAUUUCAAAACAGGAUCAUCAAAUCCUGAGGAAGAAAAUGAAGCGGAUGAAGAAGUCAGUGAAAAAAUACAGUAUUGUAAAUUCAGGACUCUGAUACUGAAUUUUAGUUAUUGCAGAUUAGUAGCUACAGCAUAGUAGCACAGUAGAUAAUUAUUGAAUGUAUUUAUUUUUUUGAUGUUUUAAGAAGAUAAUUUUUUAUAUGACUACAAAAAAUUAGUUAUAUAUAUUUUUAUAUUUUCUUUUAGUUGUAGCU
Molecule: messenger RNA, 2188 nt
Organism: Pteronotus mesoamericanus
Lineage: Eukaryota; Metazoa; Chordata; Mammalia; Chiroptera; Mormoopidae
Gene: TAF1A
Product: TATA-box binding protein associated factor, RNA polymerase I subunit A
Exons: 12
Coding region: 677-2029 (450 amino acids)
Biological process (GO): transcription by RNA polymerase I
Cellular component (GO): RNA polymerase I transcription regulator complex
Source: RefSeq, a predicted model, not a curated record